AUGGGGCACGAAAACCUGAUUUGGUCGCAUCCUCGUAAAUAUGGACCUGGUUCCAGAAGUUGCCGUGUAUGUUUCAAUCAUCAUGGCCUUAUCCGAAAAUACGGCCUAUUGCUAUGCAGAAGAUGCUUCCGCGAUUAUGCCGCUGAUAUUGGUUUCAAGAAGGUAUAA
Soboliphyme baturini is the source of this 168-nucleotide messenger RNA. The record is from the annotation of a GenBank genome assembly. Lineage: Eukaryota; Metazoa; Nematoda; Enoplea; Dioctophymatida; Soboliphymatidae.